This is a messenger RNA of Diaporthe batatas, 1764 nucleotides long. RefSeq lists its product as uncharacterized. Gene Ontology annotation, molecular function: monooxygenase activity; iron ion binding; heme binding. The record is from RefSeq and is a predicted model, not a curated record. The transcript has 2 exons. The coding region runs from base 133 to 1764 and encodes 543 amino acids. NCBI's taxonomy places the organism in Eukaryota, Fungi, Ascomycota, Sordariomycetes, Diaporthales, Diaporthaceae.
CGCACCUUUCUCAUCAACAACAUGCUUUCCGACUCAAUCUGAGUUUUAAUUUUUGCUUCGGCAGCCGGCGCCAGAAAGAAUAGAGUUUCACCGGCCUGUCCUAUCCUCUGGCUAGCGGCAACUUGUUCAAAGAUGGAAUCAGCAUUCGGACUCACAUUGUCCGCGUCAGCAACACAAUGGCCGACAUAUCUGCUCCUCGCCAUAUUUGCGUCGUUGUGGUUGAUCAAGCGCCAUGCUUCUAAGGUCGAUGUCGCUCCCAGCGAGCCUGUUCUCCUCUCGUCAGGAGUACCACUUCUUGGACACCUCUUGGGAAUGCUGGUCUCUGGAUCCGGAUACUAUAUGAGCCUGUUUCGAAAGACCGGUCGCCAACUUCAGGGAGCGACACUGUCUAUCUUUGGCCAUAAGGUCUACGUGAUAUUCUCGCCAUCUCUUGCUCAGGCAGCCCUUCGGAACAAGGAUCUGUCUUUCGAACCCUUCGUUGUGCUGGCAAGCCAGGCCUUGGCCAACUUAGAAGGGCGCAGCCUCAAGCUGCUCAGAGAUGGCACAAUAUCGCGCGCCUUCUUCCACACUCUGCCCACCGCUGUUUCUGCUGAGCCAAUGAGUCGUAUGGCUGCAACUGGACUGCUUUCGAUGACUGGAGAGGUCAGCAAGCUAUGCCAUCAGAUCGACUUGUCAGUAAACGAACAAGUGGAGAUAUCAGACUUGUUCGGCUACCUCAAAAGAACAAUGACGCUCGCCGUCACAGAUGCGCUUUACGGACUGAAGGAUAACAUAUUUCGAGAUGACCUGACUUUGAUCGAUGAUUUGUGGAAAUUCGAUGAAAAUCUCCCUUACUUGGCAUCUGGUAUUCUUCCUUGGCUGUUGGCACCGAAAGGAAACAGGGCUCGUAUCCGUGUGCAAACUGCCCUAGCAGAAUACUACCGUCAACACAAGACCGAAGAAGAAUUUCCCGAGCAAACAGCCGACAUCACUCUUCUGCGACACCGAGUCUUUCGCGGUCUGGGAUUCAACGACUCUGAGAUCGGGCGCAUGGAGCUGACGAUGGUCUUUGCGGGCACGAACAACAGCGUACCCCUGCUCUUCUGGAUCAUCGUCAAUGUUUUUGCGCGCCCGGGAGUCGUUGACCGGUUGAGGGCUGAGGUGCAAGGCGUGGUUGAUAUCGUGCCCAUAGAAGAUCAGCCAAAGAAGACUGGUGAGAGCGAGGGAAGACCCGCACCCAGACGGCAGGCCAAUGUGCGAGCAUCACUACUCACAGAUGAGGCGCGGUGCCCGUACCUCACAGCUAUCCAGCGGGAGGCGCUUCGCCUCUGCAACACGACCACCGGAUUCAGGCAUGCCAUGAGCGACACCACGCUCCCUGACGGCACCCUGCUCCGCGCUGGAUCGACAGUGCACAUCCCGACGUCUAUCUCACAUCGCCUGCCAGAGGUGUGGGGCCCGGCGGACCCGAGCGAGUUUGAGCCAGCCCGAUGGCUCAAGACUUCAGGGGCGCCCGGCCUGAUCAAGGCCCCUGCGGCUUAUUUCCCGUUCGGGGGUGGGAAACAUUUAUGCCCCGGGAGAGGUUUUGCGUACGCUGAGAAUGCGGGCUUGCUUGUGACCCUCGCGCUUGGGUUUACCAUCAGCGGUCUUUCGCCCGAGACGCAGCCGCCGUGUCCAAUUGCGAAUCUAAUGGGAGAGGGCGUACCGAAACCGAGACGAAAGGCUGGAGUGUGCAUAAAGAGGAGGGAAGGGUGGGAGGACGUUCGGUGGAAUUUGAUUUGGUAA